Molecule: messenger RNA, 5027 nt
Organism: Leucoraja erinaceus (little skate)
Lineage: Eukaryota; Metazoa; Chordata; Chondrichthyes; Rajiformes; Rajidae
Product: phosphoinositide-interacting protein-like
Exons: 2
Coding region: 1262-1717 (151 amino acids)
Biological process (GO): phosphatidylinositol-mediated signaling; positive regulation of cation channel activity
Molecular function (GO): phosphatidylinositol bisphosphate binding; transmembrane transporter binding
Source: RefSeq, a predicted model, not a curated record
AGUACAGAGGCAGGGCAGGUCUCGGCGAUGGAGUGAGAAGCAAGAUCAGGGAGGGAUUGCCAGCAUUCUGUUUCAGAAUCAAAUCCUGCUGGAAGCUGGGAGAUGGGAGAUGGAGUCAAAGGCUAAGAAAGAAAUCUCUCCACCUUGAGGAGAAAGUCUUACAAUCUAAUGUGUAUUUUGCAUGUGGAUAAAUCAUUGACAAAAAUGGUAGGAUAAUUCACAAACUUGAACAGCAGAGAGAGAGACAACUCAGCGGGACAGGCAGCAUCUCUGGAGAGAAGGAAUGGGACACGUUUUGGUUUGAGUCCCUUCUUCCGAUCUAGCAGAGAGACCUAAGGGCACACGUAGAAAGUUCCCUGAAAGUGGCGGAACAGACAGAAAGCGGGGCGAAGAAAGCAUUUAGCACAUUUGUCUUCAUCGCUCAGGGCACUGAAUACAUGACAGACUCAGUGGCUCAGGCGCGAUCUCUGGAGAAAAUGGAUAGGCAAUGUUUUGGGCCGGGAUCUCUUCAAACUUCAGUAUAAAGAAGGGUCCCAACCCAAAUCGUCACCUUUCCAUUUUCUUCAGAGAUGCUGCCUGACCCGCUGAGUUACUCCAGUGUCUAUCUUUGGUACAAACCAGCGUCUGCAGUUUUGUUUUAUUACACCGAUACAGGAGUUGGGGCCUCAUGCUGCAACAAGGCAUUAGUGAGAUUGCAUUUGGAGUAUGGUGUGCAGUGCUGAUCACUCUGCAAUAGGAAGGAUGUCAUUCUGCUGGAUGGGUUGUUGAAAUAACUCACACCCCGAGGGCCUAAUUUAUGAGAGGUUGGAUACACUGACACUCCAGCGGUAUGAAUGUUGACUUCUCUAACUUCAAGUAACCCUUGCUGUCCCUCUCUCUCUAUCCCUCCCCAUUCCUAGUUCUCCAGCUAGUCUGCCUGUCCCCGUGAUUAAAUGUUAUAUAUGUAUGCUUCGUUGUCAACUUCUCCUAGCUAACAAAGAUCUAUUCUACAAUUUCCUUGACCCUCCUCCCCUUUGAUGUCUCAUUUUUACAUCUGACACUUACUUAUCUCUGUGUCUCCCCCUCCCCUGACUCUUAGUCUGAAGAAGAAAUAUCACCCAUCCCUUCUAUCCUGAGAUGCUGCCUGUCCCGCUGAGUUACUCCAGCAUUUUGUGUCUAUCUUCGCCGUAAACCAGCACCUGCAGUUCCUUCCUAUACACUGGGACUUAUUUCCCUGGAGCGCAGGAAGCUGAAAGGCGACAUUACCGAGGUGUACAAAAUCAUGAAAGGCAUAUAUAAGGUACCGGGUAAGCUGGCAUCCACCUCAGAUACAAUGAUGAAAUCAAGUUCAACCGAGAUCACAAACCUAGGCAUGCAGUCAUGCUCUGAGUCCAAAGAUCUGUUGACUAGCCAUGGAGGAAGCACCAUCUACAGCAGCUCCAGAAGUGUAUCCAUUUGGACCUCAGAGCCACAGAACACCUGUGAGGUUUAUCAUAAACCUAUCAUUGUCAUGUCAGUAGGAGGAGCAUUUUUUAUUCUGGGUUCCAUAACAACUGGCCUGUUCUUUGCACAGAUCACCAAGAAAACCUGCAAUAUACUGGGACCAGCAUUUUUGUCUAUCGGAAUUAUGUUUCUCAUUUUUGGAUUGGUCUGGUUCCCUAUUCUCAAGGAAAAGCGACAAAAGAGGUCAGCGUCUCGAUAUCUCAGGAAACAAAAGUCAACAUUUUUUACCUUGUGAGAUAAAAUGGUGCAACAAAGAUUCUUGGACACCUUCACUAUGAUACACAUUUUUGUGGAGUCUAUAGCAAUUGAUGGAGAUGACUAAAACUCACGUUGAAAUCAGUGAACUUGACUCAAGAGAUGGACUUCCAUUUCUAAGAACAUUUCACAACCUGAGUAUAUUGCAAAGAACUUUACAACUAAUUGCAUGCUUCUUUUUGAAGUGCAAUCACUAUGAUAGGUCUUAGAAAAUGAAAUAAAAGCACUGUGGCUUUGGAUGUUUUUAUGAGUUUAAUAAUGCCUAAAAUGAGUGGAUCGGUGAAUAUUUUAAAAUUAUUUUUCAUUUCCCACAUUGAUGGAAGUCGAUCCGAAAUUUAACAGUGGCUUUUUCAGUGCCAUUCCGUUCUAGUUGUCAAGGAAAUGGAAAGCCAAGUCUUAUUUACUCUGCAGUUAACAGUCUCAGGCGUCUCGAAAUAAAUUAUGCCGGUAAUGAGUUGUAAAUGAUGAUAUAAAGUUAUUGCAAAUAUUAUGAUAGAAAUAAGUCAAUGAAACUAUCAGUAGCAAAGGAGAAAAUAUGCAUGCUUUCUGUAUGAACAAGCGAUAACUUGUAGGUGUUCGUCUGUGACAAAGAAUGCAACAAAACCAAAUACUGCACCCAAACACAUUGACUGAAAGUUCUGCAUGCACAGUAAAGUAUGAGCCGUUCUCACAGUUGUCUGCAUUCCACUGCAAUUGUCAAAGGAAACUUCGUGUUAGAUCUACAUGCCCUUCCUUCAUGUUUUGUAAUAUAAGCUGCACCUAAUCAGGUUUGUGGAACGGUUACUGGUAAAUGAGCACUUAAGUUUUCAAUUUGCAAGCGACCACAUAUUGCACACAGCACACUUUAAAAGUAGCCACAAGCAAUGUGAAGCAUGAAUGGCCUUUCAACAACAUUUUCAUGCUGGGAAAUAUCCCAUAUUGCAUCAUAAAAAUAGACACAAUUUGACAAUUCUUUCUAGACUUUAUUGAUGUAGUUGGUAAGAAAAGGUGAAGUGAAAUGGACUUUUGGUUCUCGGGUUCAUUAUAUUUCAGCUCAAUAAAGAUACAAUAUUGGUAUGUUGGUAAAUGUAAUUAAAUUUGGUUUAAACAGAUCAAAGAUUAGUAUUUGAGAUUUCUCCUGUAAUUCCCAUUGUCUGGAUAUAUUAGCUUUGAGAAUUCUUCCAUUUGAGAUCGACAAGCCAAACAUACCUUAAACAAUUGUAACCACAUAGAUAGAAAUUUAUGUUCAAUUUUGCCAACAUUUUGGCUCCCAUUUUUAUGUUCCAUACAGCAUUUCCUAGAAAAAAACAUCCAAAAUGCAAACAAUGCAAAAGGCUUUUAAUGAAAAAGCAUGUUUUCCUUUAUUAUUUCAAUGUUAAGAACUAUAAAUGGCAUCUGAUUUUACCUUCACUUUCUGUAAUGUAAAUAUCAUUAAAGUGGCACCGUGCCAUCGGUAGAGUUGUUGUCUUACAGCGCUUGCAGCACCGGAGACCCGAGUUUGAUCCCGACUAUGGGUGCUGUCUGUACGGAGUUUGUACGUUCUCUCCAUAACCGCGUGGGUUUUCUUCGAGAUCUUCGGUAUCAUCCCGCAUUCCAAACACGUACAGGUUUGUAGGUUAAUUGGCUUGCUAUUAACAUGAAAUUGUUCCUAGUGUGUGUAGGAUAGUGUUAGAGUGCAGGGAUCACUGGUCGGUGCGGACACGGUGGGCCGAAGGGCCUGUUUCCGAGCUGUAUCUCUAAACUAAACUAAAAACUCUUCUCUGCCACCAGCACUUUCAAUGGUUGAUGAUUAAUCAAGAACCCAACAUAGGAUGGCACCAGAAUAGACACAUAGAUACAUAGACAAUAGGUGCAGGAGUAGGCCAUUCGGCUCUUCAAGCCAGCACCGCCAUUCAACAUUAUCAUGGCUGAUCACCCACAAUCAGUACCCCUUUCCUGCCUUUUCCUCAUAUCCCUUGAUUCUGCUAGCUCUAAGAGCACCAUCAAACUCACUUUUGAAUGCAUCCAGUGAAUCGGCCUCCAGUCCCUUCUGAGGCAGAGAAUGCCACAGAUUCACAACUCUCUGUGUGAUUUUUUUUCCCUCAUCUCAGUUCUAAAUGGCCUACCCCUUAAACUGUGGCCCCUGCUUCUGGACUCGCCCAAAAUCGGGAUCAUGAUUCCUGCAUCUAGUGUGUCCCAUUCCAUAAUAAUUUUAUAUGUUUCUAUAAGAUCCCCUCUCAUCCUAAAUUCCAGUGUAUACAAGCCCAGUUGUUCCAUUCUUUCAUCAUAUGACAUUCCUGCCACCCCGGGAAUUAACCUUGUGAACCUACGCUGCACUCAGUCAGUAGCAAGAACGUCCUUCCUCAAAUUAGGAGACCAAAUCUGCACAAAAUACUCCAGGUGUGGUCUCACCAGGGCCUUAUACAGCGCAAGAGGCCCUCUUUGCUCCUAUACUCAACUCCUCUUGUUAUGAAGGCUAACAUGCCAUUAGCUUUCUUCACUGCAUGCUGUACCUGCAUGCUUACAUUCAGUGACUGAUGUACAAGGACAUCCAGGUCUCACUGUACUUCCCCUUUUUCAAACCUGACACCAUUCAGAUAAUAAUCUGCCUUCCUGUUCUUGGCACCAAAGUGGAUAAUGUGGUUUAAUGUUACAUUUAUCCACAUUAUACUGCAUCUACCAUGCAUGUGCCCACUCACCCAACAUGUCCAGGUCACCCUACAUCCUCAUAGCAUCCUCUUCACAGUUCAUACUGCCACCCAGCUUUGUGUUUUGGGUCAUCUACAAAUUUGCUCAUGUUACUUUUAAUGCCAUCAUCUAAAUCAUUAAUGUAUAUUCUAAAUAGCUGUGGUCCCAGCCCCGAGCCUUUCAGCACCCCACUAGUACUGCCUACCAUUCUAAAAGGGACCCGUUAAUCCCUACUCUUCGUUUCCUGUUUGCCAACCAAUUUUCUAUCCAUGUCAAUAUCCUACCCCCUACCACCAAUUGAGUUCCUUUAUCAAAUCCGGUUCACUACGCAACACUAAAUCCAAAAUUGUCUUAAACCUGGUAGGCUCCAGUACAAACUGCUCUAAGAAUUCAUCUCAGAGGCACUUUACAAACUCCCUUUCAUGGGGUCCAUUAUCAACCUGUCCAAGUCUACCUGCAUGUUGAAAUCACCCAUAACCAACGUUACAUUACCUUUGUUACAUGCCAAUGUGGUAUCUCUCUGUGUACUGUUCCAGCAGAGGAUCUAUUGUACUUAUAUAAGGUAUGAUGUGAUGAGUAGCAUGCAGAACAAGCAUUUCAUUGUAUCUCUGUUCACAUGACAAUAAAUAAACCUUUAAACCAUA